Messenger RNA from Cimex lectularius (bed bug), 3715 nucleotides. RefSeq lists its product as uncharacterized. NCBI's taxonomy places the organism in Eukaryota, Metazoa, Arthropoda, Insecta, Hemiptera, Cimicidae. The transcript is spliced from 8 exons. Bases 144 to 3500 code for a protein of 1118 amino acids. The record is from RefSeq and is a predicted model, not a curated record.
GUUUCUAGGCAACACUAAAUGACCUUAGUUUAAAUUUUAAAAUUAGUUAGUAGUGUAUUUUGGACUCAUGCAGAAACAAAUUAUCUUAAGUGGAAUAAUUUUGGAAUAAUUUUUUUCUCUUGAAAUUCAAAGUCUGAGGCAUUAUGGAUUAUCCGAGGAAUAAUGAAGAAAAUAAUUUAAACACGAACCCAAACAGUGGUAGAGGAGAGAAUCAUGUACCUCCAAAUGAAAGUCCGAAUAUUAAUAACAAUAAUUUAGGUCAAGAAAGAUCUUUUGAAAGAGUUCAUCCAAGAUACAUUAGGCGAGAAAAUGGUCCUCUACAUGAAAUUCAAAAUGACUCUGCAAGUUACAUGAUCAAUGCAUCUCCAGGUCGAUUGAAUAUCGGCCCAGCUAUUUCAAGCGAGAAUACAAUUUCUAAUCAGAAUGAUACUUUAGACAAUAUUUCAAGUUCUUUUGAAAACAUAAAUUCCGAAUUUCCUUGUUUAAGUGACAACAUCUCAGCUCAACCUGGCAGCUCUUCAAAUGAGUACCAAUCUCGCAUUGUAUGGAAAUCGCUUUCAAGUCCUGCACGGAAUCGGCGCUCUAAAAAACUAGCUACAGUCAAUAGAUCUGAUACGAUGCCUAUUGGAAGUCUAAAAUCUACUUGUAUGAACAUGGCACCAUCGGUAAUUGAAGGGCCGAGCUCCAACCGAAUUGAACGUCCACAACCCGACAACGAACCUAGAUAUAAUAGUGAAUCUGACUUGGUUCAAAUCUUUUAUCAGGAUCAAUCCCCAGAAGACAGCGAUUCGAAUCAGAGCUUGGUGACAAAUGGGUUAAGGGAAUUAACGGCAAGGUCAUCAUUAGAAUCAGCGAGGAAUAAUUGUAGGGAAGCCGAUGGGACAAAUGGUUUAGAAGAGGUUCUCAACCUAAUGAGUCAUGAUCGUUUGUAUGUACUGUCAUCAGGAGGAUUACGUUCAAGUCCUUCUGAUGUGCAGGGGACGCAACCUGAUAAUGCUGCACAAAGCUUAGACGAAUAUAACUUACCUCAGAAAUGGGAUACAGUGAAGAAUCAGAUUAAUCUAGAAAAAACAACACACUCGGACCCAAGUCCUGGUCGUGUGUCGCCUAAGGAACAAAAGAAAUCACUAACAGAUGCUUCGGAUAGUUCCAUAAAGUAUUUGAAUCAACUGAAGGCAGCACGCAUGCUAUUACCGGACUAUUUGCCUGGCCCCACACCAGAACUGGAAGACCCUCUCAAUCUGAAGUCUAUAUUCAGUUCUGAAACUUAUGAUGGUAAUUCCGAAGGAAUCAUGAUAACAGAUGAAGAUCUAAAGGCGGCAAAUGUGGAAAAUGUGUGUCCACUGGAUGCUCAACCGCUUUUAGAAUCCAAAGAAAAGAAAACAAAAAACGGCAUUUGGUUUUAUUUAAACCAGAUAUGUAGCAAUUUGGGUAAUACCAGUGAAGGAUUUUCCACUAACUUUCGCAUUGCGAGAUCAGAAAUUGCCAUGCCUAGGUUCCCAGAGUGGGAUAAUGUAAAUUUCAAUGAAACCUAUGAAGAUCUUUUUCAAGAAGACGAACAGUUAGAAUUGAUAGCAACGAGAUCAGAGCCUUUGCUUAAAAAAAAUGUAAGGGCCUUACUUUCACACAUGAGACAAGUCAAUAUUGACUAUAAUGAAAGAUUAGAGGACAAUGACAGCGAAUCACUUAAUCAAGACCAGAAUGUAUACUAUGCAUUCACUGCAUCUGACCGAAAAGGAUUUGGUCAAGCAUGUGGUGCUCCAUUACCACCAGGUCCAAAAAAAGAAACAGGGAAUAAAACAGACUGCGAGAAAAAUCGUAAUAUAUCAAAUUUCAAUGUGCAAAAUUUGAACUUAAUUUUACAAAAAUUGAGAACAUGUGGCUGUGGGCUUGCGCAUUGCUUUGGAUUUCAUAAACGGUCUGAAAAAUAUCUAGGAUCUUUAGGGCAAUCUAGAAUAUCUGCGAGAAAGGCUCACGGAAACAAGGGCGAUGAUACUGCCCCACAAGACAACCGCCAAGGCAUUAAUACUAUUCUGCCAACGGUGACUACUGUAGUACGUGAAGAAAUAAUAGACAUUAAAGAUGCACAUGAUGAGAAGAAACAAAGACACUGUAAAUGUGGUGGUAAUAAACAAUUACAGAUUAGUCGUAAACACGAGAGCAGGCAUAUAUCAGACAAACGCAAGCACAAUGAUAAAUUUGUAAUAAAAAAAACAGGAAUUUGUGAAAACAGUUCAUGCCCAUAUAUGGAAAAAACCAAAACAGGAAUUACAAGUUUUGAUACUGAGGUAAGGGAAAUUUUGAGAGAGAAGCCAAAGCACAGAGAAUUGCCACUCAAAGGCAAAAAAGAUAAGCGUCACAGGCUAGAGAAAGGUAAAUUUAAACUGAAAGGAUUCAAAGCAGAGAGGAAAAGGGGUAGAGGUCACAAGGAUAGGUCAAAAGAAGGAAGAGGAAAGGUUGUGGAUGGUGACCAUGUGGAGGAAGAACAUACCAAUGACGAUGAAGAUAUCGCUGAAGGAGAAGAAGAAGAUAUGUCUUAUGACUAUUACGGCUGCGGUGACAAUAAUUUUCAGGAAUGGCGUCUUCGUGACAAACUCGAAGAUAAACUUAAACUUGAUUGCCUAUUACAGCAAUACUUUAGUUUAAGAAUUGAAUACGACAGCCAGAACCAAAAUAUUAUGAAAAUAAUACAGCAAAAGAUGGACCUCUUUCACCAAAUACGAGCUGUGCGUAAUUUUAAAUUGACUUUAUCCCUCUGUCUCGGACCACUUGUUUGUAGAGUGAUGUAUCAUAGAGACGUGAUGAAAUGGGCAACACGUGGCCAAUUCCCUUCAGUGUUUGAAAUUUUGAACUUCGAGUUUUCCAGCUUCAUGCACUUGUUUUUACACGAAAUCAAUGAGCUGAAACGUGAAGAUUACAGGUCAAUAACUGUAAUGUUGGCAAUUGCGACCCAUAUGAGUAAAACGCACGACGGUCUCAUGCUACUCCUACAUAACGGUCAUGCAAGAUCCUUAGUGGUUAAUAUAUUAAGAGGUCUACCUUAUUUGACACAUUUCCGUCUGGAGGCUGCAAAAAGAGCGAUUCUUCUGUUGUUGUAUAAUUUAUGUACUGACCCUUAUGGGCUCCUUCUACUUCAAAAUGAAAAAUCUAUAAUGAACGAAGUGGAAAAUUAUGUCCUCUCUGAUUUAGACUACGACAAGAAAGUCUUUGGCUUGAAGUUUCUUGAUUUAUUGACGAAAAGAGUCCUCAACCGAGAUAUAUUGAUAAGAAUUUUACCUUUCGUACCAAAAUAUGCAAUAACGUCUGACUCUUGUGAUGCUGAUUUCCCAGAAAUCCGCCUCCUAGCUGCAAAAGUUCUCAGAAAUAUCAUCAAAGCGAAGGCGAAAAUACUAUUAAAUGAGAAAAUGCGCUUAUCAUCGUUGGACAGCCGACGCAGGGACUAUUUCCCUUACGAGCAUUGCGCUUUUAUCAAUAAGAGAUUAAAGAAACAGGCAUGCUAACAAUCUGUGCCAACUCGGGCAGCAACGUCAAUUAUUAUUUAAUAGCUGACAAACUUAAUGAGUGAUUUGUUUGUUAAUAGAUGUUUGUAUUUCACUGUUGUGAUGAACAAUAUUUCAAAUUUACCUGUAGCGAAUAACGCAGAGUCAAAACAAACCAAACAGCUCUUAACUACUAAGAAAAUAUAUAUUUCCAGCCGUUAUCUAUUUGAUUAAAA